Ylistrum balloti is the source of this 1194-nucleotide messenger RNA. RefSeq lists its product as uncharacterized. The transcript has 2 exons. Gene Ontology annotation, molecular function: zinc ion binding. NCBI's taxonomy places the organism in Eukaryota, Metazoa, Mollusca, Bivalvia, Pectinida, Pectinidae. Bases 1 to 1194 code for a protein of 397 amino acids. The record is from RefSeq and is a predicted model, not a curated record.
AUGACGUCGCAGAAAAGCCCUCCAGAACAGCCAAUCAAGGUUAGCUAUACAGACAGACUUGACCCGAUUACUUUGGCACGUUAUAGAGAGAAAAUUAAACUAGUAGACCAUUUAGAUCCGUAUGAAGUGAAGAAAAGCGACUGGCGUUCAGAUCCUGAUGGUCUUCCAGAUGUGACGUACCCAGACAUCGUUAAUUACUUGGUCCACACUCAGAGUGCCUACACAUUGCAGGAUUUGAAAGCUUACAAGUCCCUGGAAUCCUACAACCAGUUUUUUUGCGGUUGGGUGAAGGAUGUCGGCCACAUUUCAUCGUUCGUUACGAAGAACAUUCUGAUGUCUGCAAAGGUACGCCACUCCCAGAGGAUGAAUGAAGCGCCACUUCAACCAUGGGUCAUAGCCAAUUCCGAUGGAACAAUUCUUGCUGCACACUGUACAUGCAUGGCUGGCUUGGGGGAAACCUGCACCCAUGUUGGAGCAUUGCUGUUCUGGAUAGAGGCUGCAGUGAAGAUCCGCAAUUCUAAGACAGUGACACAGUCCCCUGCUUACUGGCUGCUUCCAUCAGGGAUACAAAAGGUUACAUACGAUGAAGUCAGAGAUAUCGAUUUCACCUCAGCCUCUACAAAAAAGUGCAGACUAGACGAGAGUAUCACAACUCCACCAACUCCAACAACUCCAACCCUGAGGGCAGCUCGUAGGAAUGAUGUACCAACCCCUUCCAAAGAUGAAGUGAAUGGCUUCCUGCGGAGGUUACAUGAGAGCCAGUCAAAGUCUGUAUUGUUGUCUCUGAUGCCAGGCUAUGCUGAACACUUCAAACCUGCCUCACUGAGUGUACAUCUUCCCAAAGUGCUCUCAGAGUUGUACAAUGAGGAGUAUGUUGGAAUGACUGAAGAUGAACUUCACAACCAGUGUGACAUCAUCUUCGAUGACAUCAUAGUAACAGCAUCCCAGGCAGCAGCUGUGGAGGAGAGAACUCGCCGUCAGGCAAGCAGUAAAGAUUGGUUUCGGUUCAGGAGUGGGAGAAUCACUGCGUCCCGUCUUCAUGCUGUUUGCCAUACCAAUCCAGAGAAGCCAUCGCUAAGUGUCAUCAAGUCAGUUUGCUAUCCAGAAAGUUUAAAAUUUAGAAGCAAGGCCACAGACUGGGGAUGUCAACAUGAAAAAUCAGCCAUUGAUGCAUACUGUAAUGUUUGUAUUUAA